Molecule: messenger RNA, 1068 nt
Organism: Parathielavia appendiculata
Lineage: Eukaryota; Fungi; Ascomycota; Sordariomycetes; Sordariales; Chaetomiaceae
Exons: 2
Coding region: 1-1068 (355 amino acids)
Molecular function (GO): protein binding
Source: RefSeq, a predicted model, not a curated record
AUGCGUGCCCCUUCUCUGUCGCGACGAUCCCGGGCCCGGCCCGUUUCACAGGCCGACCUCACUACGCUUUUCAAGAAUUCAGAGAUUCCGCAAAUAGACAUCUGGAGGGAAUUCAAGUCCCGUAAGGGACUCGGCGACUUGACUCCCGAGGACGCCUUCAAAACAGCAACUGUGUACCGCGUCGCCGCCACCGACAGCAGCUCAACUUGGAAAGGCGCGCUAGAAAGGGACCAUAACAUUGACCCCUACACCCUCCACUACACCGCCCUGCCGCUGUUCCUGUCGCGAGUCCGCAACGCCGCGGUGCCUCUUGAGGCCAUGGGGCUACACAUGCUUAGUACCGCCUCAAGCCUGGGGUACACGCCCUCGACGCUGACUCUCAUGAGCAGCCUUUUAGACCAACCCCCAGAAUCCUUUCUUAGAUUCCGACAAUUGCUACGUGACGUCGAGUCUCGUUUCAAGCGGUUGCUCCGGACCGAGAAUAACCCCGACGCCUUUACACUCCAGGGAUGCUUACUGCUAAAAGACGGCGGGUCCGCUCUCGAGGCACUAAACUACUUCAACUGGGCCAUCAAAGCAGCGCACAGAAUUUCACCCAGCACUGCCGUGCCCGCCCGGGACCCCAGCAAUCCCACCAACUCAUCGUCCCGCCAACCGAGAUGGACCUUCGAAGGAUCCUGCCACCUGAACCGCGGCCGCAUCCUUCUCGAACAAGGCCAGGCGGACAAGGCGCUGGCCUCGUUCACGGUCGUCGCGCUCGAGCUAGACCUCGCCGACGGCUACGUCGAGCUGGCGAAGCUGCUGCCCCGAGACACGCCCGAGCGGGAGACGUACCUCCUAAAAGCCGCCCAGGCCGGCAACUUUGAGGCCUGCCGGCUCCUGGCUCUUGGCUUGGCGGACAAGGCCUUCGACGCGAGUCUUCCCUCGGUUGACAGGGUUCGUGCCAUCAUGAUGGCAACUGAGUGGGCCCAGGUUGAUCCGGACUCAAGCCAGCGGGAGGGGGUGGUUGCGCAGGUGGAGGAGAAGAUGACGGAGUUUAGGAGGGAAAGGGGGUGGCUUAGGGAGUAG